GGCAGAUCAUGGAAAACGAUUCAAGCUCAUUUGAAGAUCGACUUCGAAUAAACCAAAAACCUAGUAAUGCAAUAAUAGAUCCCGACUCAGACGAUGAAGAAUCUUAUGAAUACUGCGGAAUCUGUCAGUCUAUGUCACCACGAUAUCAAUGUCCUCGGUGCAACGUACAAUAUUGCUCUCUAAAAUGCUACAAGGAUGAAAAACAUGCAGAAUGCACCGAAAAGUUUUACAAAGCGCUUGUCCUGGACGAAGUCAAUAGCAACAGGCCGCUACCGUCUGAAAACAAUCAAGCAUUCCUGCAGCGACUUCGAGCAUUGGAACAAGACAACGAUGGGCUCUUAGACGAAGAUGAUGAAGGAGAUGAAGAUGAUGAUGCAGAAACGGAUCUAGAAAGAAGAUUUGCUGAUUUGGAUGUGGAGAACGCCGACGUGCAGGCCCUAUGGAGUCGACUCUCGCCCGAGGAACAACAAAAUUUUAUGCAGUUGGUCAGUUCAGACGAUUCCAGGUUGCCAGAGAUUUUGGGAAAAUACGAUCCUUGGUGGGAAACGCCUAUGCAGCUGGUGAAUGAAAUUGAUGCUCCAUCUCACCCAGCCCACGUCCCUCCUCUUCCAAAGGAAUUGCCAGAUUUCAAACGCAUGUCCCAGCAUUCCCCAUCACUUCCUCUACUGCUUAAUCUACUUCAUUCUGUUAUGGUAUAUACCCAUAUGCAGCGACAUACCCUAGGAGGACUCCAGGAUUCAGAUCUGUUACAAGACAAUAUUGCAUAUUUUGGCAAAUUAUCCGGGGAUGUUCUAUGCUCUAACGCCCGUCAAUUUGUAUUCCACAAUUUGAAAGAUGUAGCAAUACACUUCACCAGCUGCGUGGAAACGCCGGACAAAGGGGGCUCCCAUCCAUAUACUCUGGGUAUGCAGCUCAUCAAAGAAGCCAUGUCCAUAUUCGAACAACCAAUGUAUUUAAAGGCAACCAUGGCCGAUUUGUUUGCUUUUACGGUCUCUGCGUCUAAAGCACCGGUUCGCAACAAAAGUACGAGAAAUUCGCGUAUUAGAACGAUGCACAAAGUCAACUUUUAUUUGGCAGCAGCACUGGAAAUAUCCGACCCAUGGAAACAUGAGUAUGAUGGACUUAAACAAGAGAUACGUGAUGAUGCAGCCGUCUCUUUGCAGUAUCUUGCCGACGAACUGAGCAGCAUGGGAAAGCUACAAGAAGCAGCCAAGUACUAUCGCCAAAACAUGCCCUGAAGUUGGGGAAUCUUUUAAUUAUGAACUUUACUAUAGAACAUUGAUAAUUGUACAUCAGAAACGCAGCACAUUAACGAAACUGUAAUUAUUGACAUUGCAAUCGAGGCUUCUAAAUGCCUUUUGUACACAAUCACUAAAACAUGCAAUGAAAUAAAAUAGAAGCUAU
Messenger RNA from Umbelopsis ramanniana AG, 1404 nucleotides. RefSeq lists its product as uncharacterized. The record is from RefSeq and is a predicted model, not a curated record. The coding region runs from base 9 to 1238 and encodes 409 amino acids. The transcript is spliced from 2 exons. NCBI's taxonomy places the organism in Eukaryota, Fungi, Mucoromycota, Umbelopsidomycetes, Umbelopsidales, Umbelopsidaceae.